Molecule: messenger RNA, 1617 nt
Organism: Melanaphis sacchari
Lineage: Eukaryota; Metazoa; Arthropoda; Insecta; Hemiptera; Aphididae
Exons: 3
Coding region: 256-1476 (406 amino acids)
Source: RefSeq, a predicted model, not a curated record
CCGUACCGAUAACACGGCCACACACACGGCCACGCACACACACACACACCGUCUCUCUCUGCAGCCAUAUCGCCGUAGUAGUCGUCUCCGCGUCGUCCACACGCACAUCACGCAUACCGCGGCCACGGGCACACCGCGCGCCCCGCUCGUAACCACAAUCGUCCUGUCGACCGCGCGUCGUCGUCGUACAAGUGUGGUGCGUUUCUCGUUUCGACCACCGCCGUUGUCGUCGUCGUCGUCGUCGCCAUCAUCACUAUGCAGACGUGCGGCCGGCGAAAACACGGCGGCGCGACCGUCACCAUCGCGGCGGCCCUGUGCGCGACUUGUCUGCUGAACGCCGUCUCGGCGGUGCGCGGGCAGAUGGAAACCGUCGCUGCGGCGCCGGACGGAGGCGGCGGUGGAGGACCGCAAUUGCUGUCGUCGUUGCAACCGCCUACGACAACCACCACGACCACGACCACGACCACCAACGCUCAACACCAGGCCAAGUCCGACGACUCGGCCAACGCGGAACUCCUGAAGCAGGUGUUGAUGAAGAAAUGUCUACAUCGGUACACGAUGACGUGCCUGAAACUGGACUUGGUUCGGCUGAUCGACCGACUGGGCACGGCCCGUGCCUAUCAGCUAGUUCCCGGCGUGUCGCUUGUUCGGGCUUCGGACAGCAACCAGACGGCGGCCACUGGCGGUCACCACUACCGACAGAACCAGCACCACAAGCAACACCACUAUCACGGCGGCAUACCUCCGGAGGUAGUCAGGUCCCUAGUGCGGGGCAACGAUUCGGCUGAUGAGCUGGACGGGUAUCUGAUGGAAAAGGUCGAUGCGUACCUGAACAGCCUGUCCAUCAGCGUUAAGCUGGUUGACUCGGCGGUCGUGGAGAAGGUGCGCAAUCUCAGUAGCCAGAUGCUCGUCAACAUACUACCCACCGGAUUACUGGAGACUGGACGAGGUAAGAAGGACGGUAUGAAAGCGGCCAUGUGGUCAGCAGGCACGCUGGCAGCAAUCGCUUUCGCAUCGUUGGCCGCCAUGUCGGGCAAGGCGCUGAUGACCGCCAUGUUGGCACUCGUCCUGGCAGCCGUGUGCGCGCUCAAGGGCCACGGAGGCGGUGGAGGCGGCGGCGGCGGCGGUUACGGUAAGACGUCGCAUUACGAGAUCAUCACCAAGCCGGCCAUCUACGACCACGAACACCUGGUGCACGGAGCGUCGUACUCGUCGGCGCCGUACAGUUACGCUCGACACCUGACCAUGGACGAGAACGGCGGGACGCAUCACCCGAUCGGCCGCGGCCCGCCGCAGGCUCAGCGGGUCAGCGUCGUGCACGCGGCGCCGGCCGUUUCGGCGGCCGUCGUCCAGCCCAACGACGCGUCCGGCACGGGUGAACAGGCCGGCGAGGAGGACGCGGACGACGAGGCCACCGUCGGCCGUUUGUCUUAUCCGCUGGCGCCGGUCGCUUACAUACCCACCAACAACGCCUGACGUCUCGACGACCAAUCGGAGUUUUGACGUUAUCGUUUGAGCGUCCACUUCACAGUCGACGUUAAUACAACUGUUAUUAUUAUUAUUAUUAAUAGUAUUUAUUUAUUUAUUAUUAUUAUUAUUAUUAUUAUUAUUAUUAUU